AUGUCGAGACACCGCGUCAAGAAUGUCGGGUAUGACGACGAUGACUACGAGGACGAUGAUGGCUACGGCUCGCCUGAUCCUGAGGAGCAGGAGACCCUGCAGCAGUGUACCGCGGCGGUCCUGGAGCAGCUCCGCGCGGGGGAGCCAUCGGUAACGGCGACAAAGGAAGAGAUCCAGGAAGCGCUAUGGCAUUACUAUAACGAUGUGGAAAAGUCAGCAAAUUAUCUGAGAGGCAAGAAGGAGAAGGAGAUUAAGAAGCAGAAAGCUCCUACUAUGCAGAAGGCCAAGGGACAAGCUGGUCUCCCAGUGCCAGGAUAUCCAGCGCCUCUACCUGCUAUAUCGCACUUUUCGGCUGCCGAUUUCUUUCGCGACUGUCCCUGGCUUAAUGUUCCCGCCCACCGCAAGGCUGAUAUACUGGUCGAGCCCCUCUAUCCGCGAAUUGGCCUGCUAGGAGGCGCGCCAGAAGCCGGCGGCAAGGUCUCCAAACUCGCUGCUUUGGCUGCAGCGCGCAAGAAGAAAGAAGGCGAAAAGGCAGCUGCAACACCGGAAGCACCAUCAACGCCACGGCCUGACAGCUCGGCGGCUUCAUCACCAAAGCCACCGGGGACGCCACUAUCUCUUAGUGAAAGGCUUGCUGCCAGCAAGUUGUCGAGGCCGUCUGAUACAAAUGGUUCUUUGCGACGACUGGGUAAACUGGAGCCGUCUGUCUCGACACCAGGUAGACCGGAGCCAGCGCCUGGGCCGAGCAAACCCGCUCCACUACCUAUACCAGAACCAGUCAAGUCAGAAGAGGACGAGCCAAAGGACGAGCCAGAACCCCAACAGCCAACCCCUAAUAUACGCGCUUCCCCAUCCACUUUUGCCAGCGCUAUUGUAGGCAACGCAGCAGGGCCGACGAUGGCGGAGCCCAGCCACCUCAACUCGAACGGCGUUGAUUUGCUUCAGAUCUACGGCCAGGACCAUGCUGAACCUUUUGACUUUGCAGCCCCCAGUCCCGAUGACGUGGUAUUGAAUGCGCAGAACACAGCAAAAGGUCUCAAAUCUAAACAGGCUGCUUCUAAAGCAGCGAGUGGCCAAAAGGGCCAGGCCGAUGUGGCUGGUGGCAUGAAGGAUCUCUCUGUGGAGGAGAAGGUCACCGUUAAGAGCAAAAACCUGGAUGUUCUUGCGGAGUACAACAAGUCUAGGCGAAAGAAGUCGGCUAAUUUUGUGGUGAUUGGGCAUGUCGAUGCUGGAAAGAGUACACUUAUGGGCCGGUUGUUGGCAGAUCAAGGAGCGAUUGAUCAGCGUACAUUGGACAAGUAUCGGAAAGAGGCCGAGCGAAUUGGGAAGGGCUCUUUUGCCCUUGCCUGGGUUUUGGAUCAGGGUUCGGAGGAGCGUGCACGAGGUGUCACCAUUGACAUUGCGACUAACAAGUUCGAGACGGAGAACACCGCCUUUACAAUCGUUGAUGCACCAGGCCACCGUGACUUCGUGCCGAAUAUGAUUGCCGGUGCCAGUCAAGCUGACUUUGCGGUGCUGGUUAUCGAUUCCAGCGUGGGUAAAUUCGAAUCCGGCUUGAAGGGCCAGACCAAAGAGCACGCCCUUCUGGUCCGCAGCAUGGGGGUCCAGAAGAUCAUUGUGGCCGUGAACAAGAUGGAUACGGUGCAGUGGGACAAGGAGCGGUUCGAGGAGAUCGAACAGCAGAUUUCAUCGUUCUUGACGACGGCAGGUUUCCAAGCCAAGAACAUUUCCUUCGUGCCCUGCUCGGGCGUGCUUGGAGACAACAUCACCCGGCGCAGCGACGACCCGCAGGCUACAUGGUACACCGGCCGGACGUUGAUUGAGGAGCUGGAAACCUCGGAGCCAUACACGCACGCGCUCGACAAGCCGUUGCGUAUGACUAUUGGAGAUGUGUUCCGUGGCGGUGUUCAGAACCCCAUUUCGAUAUCUGGCCGCCUAGAUUCUGGUAGCCUGCAAAUGGGCGACCAGAUUCUCACCUUGCCUAGUGGCGAGACGGCCUUGAUCCGCAGUGUGGACGUGGACGGCGAACCCAGUGACUGGGCGGUUGCGGGCCAGAACGUGGUGCUCAACUUGGCCAACAUCGACCCAGUGCAUCUGCGUUCCGGUGACGUUAUCUGCCGCGCUUCAGCACCAAUCAAAACCAUCACGAGUUUCACGGCUAAAGUUCUUGCCUUUGAGCACUUAAUGCCCAUGCAGGUGGAUGUGCACCGCGGCCGCCUCCAUGUGCCCGGCCGGAUCAGUAAGCUGGUGGCUUCGUUGGACAAGGCCUCGGGCACCGCGCUCAAGAAGCGGCCCAAGAUUGUGGGCCCCGGGACUGUGGCGCGUGUGGUGGUGGAGAUGGACCAGGCUGUGCCUCUGGAGGCGCCUACUCGGAUAGUCUUGCGUGCCGGGGGAGCAACGGUGGCGGCUGGGCUAUUGGAGUAG
This is a messenger RNA of Penicillium canariense, 2424 nucleotides long. Its product is annotated as putative translation elongation factor EF-1 subunit. Gene Ontology annotation, molecular function: GTP binding; GTPase activity. Gene Ontology annotation, biological process: translation. Bases 1 to 2424 code for a protein of 807 amino acids. NCBI's taxonomy places the organism in Eukaryota, Fungi, Ascomycota, Eurotiomycetes, Eurotiales, Aspergillaceae. The transcript has 5 exons. The record is from RefSeq and is a predicted model, not a curated record.